Molecule: messenger RNA, 2405 nt
Organism: Poecile atricapillus (Black-capped chickadee)
Lineage: Eukaryota; Metazoa; Chordata; Aves; Passeriformes; Paridae
Exons: 4
Coding region: 711-2405 (564 amino acids)
Source: RefSeq, a predicted model, not a curated record
UAUUUCCACCGUCCGGGGCGGCGGGCAGCGAGCGGAGCUGAAGGCGCGCCUCACCCAGUUUCGGUGAUCAGCUCCCCUUGGUGGCGGCCGGCACCGGGCGAUCGAUUGGGUUCCCGAGACUGUCCAGGAGACAGACGAGUGGCGGACCAGGGGGGUCCGUGAAGAGUCCACAGGGAAGGACCACUGAAAACCUCACCGGAAGCUCAGCUGACACAGACCCUGCCUUUGGACUUUGCUGUGCAUAAUAUCCAACCAGGAGACUGGGUCCUAGUUAAGGAGUGGAAAGAAGCACCCCUGGUGGCUAAGUGGCGUGGACCUUUCCAGGUGUUACUGACUACAGAAACAGCCGUCAAGACAGCUGAACACGGGUGGACACAUCACACUCGAGUCAAGGUCUCUAAAGCUCCAGAGAUUUGGACAUCUCAGCUGGAGGAGAAGGAUGGGAAGCCGCGACUGACACUCCGCAGGAGUGGCCCGGAGCAGUAGCUGGUGCGUCGACAUCGGGGGAAGCCCUGAGUGCCUACCCACAGACUGACUGCUGAAAUAGUCUGUAUGGGCAUCCCUACUCUCAAAUCUCCAGACACUAGGAGCCAAUCCAUGCUGUCAUUGCUUUCUUUAUGCUAAACUGUUUCUGUGCUUUCACUUGCCACAGGUGGUGUAGAAGACAACGUGAAAUUGAAAAUUAGAAAUUAGAUUGUAACACUAUUAGAAUGUCUCUCUUAAUAAUUUUACCUUUAUAUUUUCAGUUAAGUUGGAGUCUAAAGUGGGAAAAUAAUUUUUUUACUUUAGGAGAACAAGUAGCAAAAACCUUUAACCUUAAGAACUGUUGGGUCUGCGGGGGGCCGGGGGGAUCUGAAAGCUGGCCAUGGGUAGCCAGCCCAGUCGAGCCUAAAUGGUGGGUUAGCACCCUGAGUGAAGUCCAUAAUGAAACAGGAUUUUGGGACAAAGAAGGAAGUCCAUGGCAGCUUCAUUCUUCUGAAAGAGGCAUUUAUUGCCUAAACAGAACAGGAAGCACAUAUGUGGGAAAGAGCGUUUGUGACUGGACUUUAUCUUUGGGUUUAGAUUGUUGGACCCCCAACUGCCCUCCUUAUGACUGUUCCAGAUAUCAAGGCAGAUGGAAUCAAACACAUGUUAAACUCACUAAUGGUAGCUGGGUAAGGUGUUCCUUCCAUAAUUACCAAAAAGAUUUUGAAGGCUGUAAAGCAGUGAAAAAAGAUAAGUUUUUUGACCCUUUAUUUUUAAGCUGCCCCCGAGAUAAUUCCACAAGUCCGACACAUGUUGUCCGAGACUAUCAGUGGAAAUGGCAACACCGGAAUGGAACUCGAACCCUUUUCAGUAAGUUCUGGUCCAGAUCUAAUAAAACAGAUCUGGGAUGUGAUUGCAAGUGGAAGCCUCAUGUAGGAGCUUGGAAAUGUAAAUAUUGUGAUUCUUAUGGCGAGGCAACUAUUGUUGGUGGACCACUAGGCCCUGGAAGUAAGCUGUAUUUUGACCCACCAGUUGAUGAUGAAAAUUGGAAAGGUCCCUUCGCUAAUGGGACCUGGGCUCUAAAGGGGCAUUACUGGAUUUGUGGCCAAAAUGCUUACCGCAGGCUACCCCCAAACUGGUCAGGAAUAUGUUAUGUGGGGUAUAUUAGACCAUUGUUCUUUCUGCUACCACAAGUUCAGGGAAAUCAGUUAGGAAUCAAAGUAUAUGAUGAUCUAAUUAGAGAGAAGCGGUCCAUUGAUACAUCCCUGGUUGGAAAGAGCACCCAAAAGUGGGGAAAAGAUGAAUGGCCACCUGAACGAAUCAUACAACACUAUGGACCAGCUACCUGGAACCCAAAUGAAUUAAUAUCAGGUGCCAGAGAACCCAUUUAUAAUCUAAAUCGGAUAAUUAGGUUGCAAGCUGUCUUUGAAAUAAUAAUCAACCAGACAGCUACAGCUCUUGACCUUCUUGCUGACCAGUCUACUCAGAUGAGAAAUGCAAUAUUUCAACAUCGGAUGUUCUGUGGAGGAGAGAUCUACCUAAACACCACUAACCACUUGACAGGCCUUUUUCAAGGAAGAGAAUCGGUGCUUUAUUUAAAGGCAUUUGUAGACAGUCUCAUUUGUACAUUUGACCUCUGUAGUGUGGAAAGUCUCGAGGAAAGAGCUAUAAAGCUCUUGACCAAUGUGACCCCCAGUUCCCAUGCACCUCCAGAGAACAAGCCAUUCCCUGUGGAAGCAGGUGUGAAGCGACAGGGCUGUGACACCGCCACGGACAGACAGACCUCUGAUGCUGCGACAGCGGAUUUGUGGUGGGAUGUGAUAAUGAUCUUUCCUGCAAAUUCAGCUCACACCUUAAUACGGGGACAAAUUGCCACUGCUCCUGGGAAUUUCACUGCCUUAAGAGUCUGCCUGACUCAGAAGAAGUAUAAUCUCCUGUAA